AUGAUAAAUUAAUAAGUUAACUCUACAAAAACAGAACCAGUAUAAAAUAAUUAUGAUUAAAUGAGAGGUAGAGUGUAUGUCAUAAUUAGGCCCAUUUUAAUAUACGCCAUUUAUAAUAAACCAUCCAGGACAACCAGAUGACGAUUACUCAGUUAAAGACCCAACUGUAAAGACAUUAGAUCGAUCUAAAUAGUGUUUAUCCCCCUUUAAUGUCAAUCAUGAGGUUUCCUUCUUAUUUACAUUUCUCAGAUCUCCAAUGAAAGGAUUUCCUUCAUCUAAGAGUCAAAUAGCAUUCAAUUAUUGCCAUUCAACCAAAAAACUCUAGAGACCACUAAAGCUUUUUAAAACAACAAGAAACUCAAAACCAAAUACGCAGAAAUUUUCCAAAGCAAAUUUAAAUUGAAUGAGAAAGCAAAGAAAUUUUCGUAUAUUUUUGACUUGGCUUAAUCAGACAAUACUCUAUAAAGUAUUAAAUGUCGAAAGUUUUAGUUGUAUUGUAGCCUACCUCAAAAUUACUUAAAUAUUGGAGUCUCUUUUAUCUAUUGACAAUGAUCGUUCAGAUUAUCAUCAUCCCUCUUUAGAUAGAACCCUUCUUUGUGUUAUUUCUUAUACUCAAAGUCAUAGAUGCCCUCUUGAACUCGAUCUCAACAUUUGCAAUUAAUGGAGAGAUCGAAACUCAACUAAUAGCAAUCAUAAAUCAUUAUUGUAAAUCAUAAUUGGUUUUUGACCUAGUAAAACAUUUAUAUAUUUCAAAUAUAGAUUUUUCUUGGUUCCUUGUUAUUUUCACAGAACUACUGGAGCAUAGUGAUCAAUCUGCUGAGUAACAUCCCGAGACUGAUAUAAAUUUAAAAGCAAGUCUAAUUGUAAAUAUCUCUAUUAAAUAGUAAUAGUGAAUAUAAUAUUUUUAACUCUUUCUCGCUUUUAAGUAUUUUGAUAAUAAAAGCAAUUUUACUGAUCCACGUUAUAACAUGUUUUUGGCUAUUUAACCUGCUCAUUGAAAAUGAGGACUCCUUCUUAGAAUAGUAUUUGCAUUCCUUAUAUUACGUACUCAGCGUAAUGACUUUCAAUUCGGUCGUCAUUGAAAUGAGUGAUCAACAAAACAUUAUUGUAUAUAGUGUCAUCUCAUUGUUCUCGCUCAUUUUUUUCUCCUACUUCUUAGCCAAAAUGCUUACAAUUUUUAGGGAUGACGAAUUAGAUUAGUAAUUGAGUGAAUUCAUGACUCAAAACAACCUAGACUCGACUCUCAAACAAAAAAUAAUCAGCCAUUUACUUUAUUAACCAAAAUACCUUCAUGAUAGAUUUAUUUCACAAUUGUCUAGCAAUUUAACUUAGGAAUACAAAAUCAGUCAAAGAUCCAAAUUAAUAAACUAGUAUUUUAAAUACUUUAAUUAAAAUACGAUUUAAUCAAUCAUUGAUAAUAGUUAUGAAAUUGUAUGUUAACCUAAUUAAACUAUUAUUUAAGAGGGCACCUUGGAUGAUUGCUCAUUGUAUUUCAUCCUAGAGGGUUCAGUGUGUCUGAAAUCGAGGACUAAUAUAAAGUUACAGAUUUUGAAAUAAAACAACUCAUUUGGAGAAAUAGGAUUUUAUACUCAAAAACCACGCAAUUUCACCAUUCAAAGUGAUGGAGUAACUAGACUUUUGAAAAUAGAACGAACAACAUUCUUAUCCUGUUUAAGCUUCAAUGACAAAGUACAAUUAAACUGAUAAUAUUGUUUAGUAAUUGUUUUAUCAAUAGAGAGAUAAAAUAUUAUUCAAUCUAGGUUUACCAAUAAAAUGUGCAUGUUGCUAAAAGGAUGAUCACAUAAUCACAAGAUGUCCUUUGUUGACUUAUAAACCAAAUUAAAGUUUAAUUUUAUAGAAGUUUAUUUUUCCGCAUAAAUAGAAUAGAAAAGAAUGUAAUUUUUACAUCUCUAAUUAAAUAGAUAAGCGAAGAUACUCUAAGGAUAUGAGAGCAUUAAAUUUUUAUCAAUGUGCAUCUCAAUACGAAGUGGCAUUUUUAAAAUUAUUCUCAGAUCAAUUGCAAAUAUCAUAACUUAGCCAAUCUCAAUUGCCAUAUGAUGAUUUUGCUUAUCGUGAUUCUAACGUAAGUGCUCGAAGCUUAACGAAAUUCAGCAGAGACAGAUCUGUUGUCAAAUCCACUUCUUUCAUGAAGUAACAAUCUGGUUAUGAAUAAUAAUCCAUGCCCAACAACACCGACAAUUUAUUGUAUGCAUAAACAUCAUUACAAGCUCUAAUUUUGAUUAAGAUAAUGAAUUUCAAAUCAUAAAUAGCAACCAGGAUAAAAAGUAUGAUGAAUUCGAAUCCUUGAUAAGAACUGAUCAACAAAAGAGAACCUUUGCAACUGCUGGAUUUGGAUCUCAAAGCUUAGCUGCUUCCAAUAAAGAUCUAACUUAGAAAUCUUUAAAUAUCAUUCUGGAAAAUGAAGACUCUGACAGUAUCUCAGAACCUAAGUCUAAAUCAGUAGAAGAUGAGAAUGUUGUUGAUUCACCUCAAGAUAAAUUUGAGAGGAAGAAUAAUGAUCCAAAAUUAACAUUCAAUUACAAUUUUGAAACUCAAAUGAAUGAACUCCAAAAGUAAAAUUAAAGUCAUCCACGUUUAUCUCGUCUAGGAUCUGGUUCUAUUCGAUAAUAAAGUUCAAGGAAUAGUACAUAUAAAUAUCCAGAUGUAAUAAGUUAACGUUAAAAUUCUUCCAGAUCAUUAACUUACAGUCCAAUCCCCUCUAAUAGUUAAAUAAAGUCAGGAAUGCCAUCCUCUAAAUAGCAUAGAAAGUCUACAUUCUCUUUCCCCCAAAAAUUAGUCUAAUAAACUCGUUAAGUUGAUAUUACUAAUCUUGAUGAUAGUAGAAGCUAAUAGCAAAGACAUUCAAUUAGAAAAAUAUCUACUAAAACUGGAACAAAGAUUUCUAUAAUCCCCUCUUGUUUCUAGCCUUUCAGCAACGCGGACGUAUUCAUUACUAAUUUAUUAAGUUACCUCUCUACGCUAACAAUUCUUUUGGAUUAAAUAAUUUUGACGCUAUGUAUUCAUUUGACUACUACUUGCCUCACAAUAAUUAUGAAAUUACCAUAUACAAGUAUUUAUUAGGUGAUAUCUUAAGGGCUAACAAAUUUAGAUAUAUCAGAGAAAUAUAUCUUUCAAAGUAUUUAAAUGACUAUCAUCUAUCGAACAUGAUUUAACUAUUAAAAUAAAAAAGAUUGAAAACAAUGAAAACAUAGACAAGUUAAAAGAAGUUAGGGUGA
This is a messenger RNA of Paramecium octaurelia, 3236 nucleotides long. The record is from the annotation of a GenBank genome assembly. Lineage: Eukaryota; Ciliophora; Oligohymenophorea; Peniculida; Parameciidae.